UUGCUAGAGUAAUCAUUAGUAUCAACAGCAGCUGUACAUUGCAUCAAGCCAAUCUUUAACGUUCCAGGUACGUGAUUUGCCCCACUUUUGUUUUCCGAUCAUUUUGUUUAUUUUUUUCCACUUGGACUUACAGAUUAGCCAAUAAUAGGUUUCAGAACUUACUAAAUUUAUAUCAAGGAGCCAGGAAUGGAAGCAGCCAAAACAGACACGAGCGAAGAGCAGCUAGAAUAUGAAAGUGAUGAGGAUGAAUAUGAGCUUUUAUAUGUAGAGAGCCAAGCGGGCGGAAAUGAAAACCUGAAUAAAGAUCACGUUGAAGACAACAUAGGGAACGAGACUGAGUAUUUUGAGAUAGAUACCCAAGAAUUCAACACAAACACAGGAGAGAAAUAUGUGGUGACAGAAGGAUAUCCUGAAAUUGAGGUGGAAGAUAAUUUUGAGGAAGAUGACUAUGAGGAUGAAGUUCAGGAUAGUAUCGAUAGCGACGAUGUAGUGAACGGAAAGACUGAAAGUUAUGGUAGUGAAAGAGAUAGCAGCAUUGAAUACCAAGGAGAAGGAGUAGGAGGUUUCAAGGAUGUAGUGGAUGGCCAAUCGGAUGGGAAUACACAUUUUGUCGUUGAAAUCUCCAGUGACGAAGAUGAAGACGAAUUUAACAAUCAUGGCGAGGGAGAAACUCAAGGAGAACAAGAAACCAAAAAGGCCAGGGAGACAGAGAGUGAUGGAGUUAUAGAAGAGACUACUAAGGAAGCGGCUGACGAUCCAUUUGAUGAUGACGACUUGAUUGAAUACGUAGAGGACCCAGAUGAAGUGUAUGAGAGACCAGAAAUAUCUGUUGCUGGGUCGAAGCAACAAAAUCAAGACGAAGAGGAUAAGGAGACUCGUGAAAGAGUGGGAGGGGAUAAUACAGAAAUCCGGACGCUGACGCAUCUACCGAUCUAUCUUGACUUCUGCGAUCUUGUUUCUGAUAAGGAGAAGGAUUUGGGGAACGCGUGGCUAAACGAAGAAAUCAAGGUUGAUUUCGAUUUUAUGAAGCUGUACCCACCUGAAUGUGAAGAGGACGAGAUGUAUGCAGAGUUCGAUUCGUUGUACGGCAGUUUGGAGGAGUGCAUUAGGUUGAAGUUCAUUGAUAUUUUACUUAAAAUCAAAAGUGUGAUAACAAAAAGCUGCAAGAUACAGGACCUUGAGACGGAUAUCGACAUCCGCUUGACCUUUGGGGACUUGAUGAACUUCACCGUUGCAUCCGACUCUUUAUCAUCAGAGUCGCUAACUUUGGAGGACGUGUUGAUCAGCUACGAACGAUUGAAACUGCAAUCGCCAAAUGCGGACCUCCAUAAGUUUUUAUUGUUGAGGGUUUGGUUGAGCAGAAACACGUUAGGACAGUUUGGAAUAUUAAAGGAGGCGUCAUUGAACGGGUACCGGCUAGAAAACUUGAGUAGUUUGAUCUCCCGUAAGCGCAAGGGGGAGCAAGAUGACAUGAAUAUGGUGGCAACGAAGAGAAACAAGGUUGAUACGGCCAGCUAAGACCUGUAGCUAUGUAGUUCUUCCAUUUAUGUAAAGUCGCAUGUAUAGUAAAGAAGCA
Molecule: messenger RNA, 1576 nt
Organism: Pichia membranifaciens NRRL Y-2026
Lineage: Eukaryota; Fungi; Ascomycota; Pichiomycetes; Pichiales; Pichiaceae
Exons: 1
Coding region: 187-1518 (443 amino acids)
Source: RefSeq, a predicted model, not a curated record